Durusdinium trenchii is the source of this 1341-nucleotide messenger RNA. Lineage: Eukaryota; Dinophyceae; Suessiales; Symbiodiniaceae. The record is from the annotation of a GenBank genome assembly.
AUGCAGAAGGCCAUCCAACAGCGGCUGGAAGGCUAUCCCAAGCGAGCUUUGGAGCUUUCACGGCACGUUGUUCGGGCAGUGAUGCCGAAGAAGGUCGCACGUUUGCUACUGGCGUUGCCACAGUUAAUCUCCGUGAUCUUGGACCACUUGCCCACGCCACCGUCGCGCGAACUUCUCAGACUGAGAAGAGAUUUGCCUGACCACCAGUCUGCCCUGCAUUUGGAUUGCGAAGCUUUGGGGGAAGAUGAGGACACUGUGCAGAUCGGAGUGCGUUUCACUCGGCUUCAGUAUGCUCGCCUCGUGAGUCUUCGCUGCCAAGUGCCGCAACGCUUCGCGCGGAAGCGCUGGAAGUCGCCAAAGGGUGUGAAGGAGCCCAGUGAGAAGGCCAUGCAGCUGGGAGCCAUGCUAUGUGCAGGUCUUGAAGCUGCCUACUUGCAGGGCACGCAGAGUGCCACAGCGGUCCUUCGCUGGCGGGAGGUGCCGGAUUCUCUUCCUUGGUUGUCUGACCCUGAUUUUCGCAAGCGCAUGAGCCCCGAGCUCUUGCAGUCCGCACAUUCACGCCGUGCCUAUGCACAGCAAGACAACCUUGGAGAGCACUUUCGAGAGGCUUUUCUCCGAGCAUAUCAUGAUCCAGCCCUUGAGGCCAUGAAUUUGGAGGCGCAUUGGAGGGACAGGGAUGACCCAGAAGACUGGCUCCAGGUCUCCCAGGAGGAUUUAGAUCAGGAGAUGAAGGUCCGACAAGCCGAGUUCGAUCACUUCGACCAGAAGCGAAGGCCACGCUCAGCAGCUAAAGAAGAGAAGGUGGCUCCUGAAGAGUUGCAACAAGAGGUUGCAGCGAUGGGAUCAAAGAUCGCAGAUCUCUUGAAAGGAUCCUCCAGCCUUGAUGGUAUGGAAGCCGAGAAAGCGCGCGGAGCCGCGGCAAGUACAGGGCCGGGCUCCGAAAGCGGUUCCGAGACGGAUUCCGAGGGCUCAGCUGAAGGGCUUGAUGUCCUUGGCAUGGAAGAAGAUCCCGAAGAGGCCAGUGAUGAUGAAGCUGAGGAAGGUGAGAGGAUGAAGGAUUACUUUUCUGAGCUAGAUGACCAACUAGAGACCAUCUUGGAUGGGGAGCUGGCUGCCGAGAGCGCAGAGGCAGACACAGCUGCGGGUAAGACAGGAAUGCCCCUGAGCUCCCGACAUGUCAAGGUUCAUGACUCUGAUGCGCUGGAGCUUGACAUGCAUGCCAUGGAGCAUGUUUUGGCCUCCUUCUGCUCUGAGCAUCAACUGGAGCCAGGGCCUGCCUCCUUGCUCUUGGGCGAGCUUGGUUUGGCUGGAGGUUCAGGCUGUUUGGACGACAUGGACUAG